AUGGUGAACGAGCCUUCAGGAUCGUCCACGACGAACAACAGAAGCAGCAGCAUUAUGGCUCACCAUCUUCAGAAGAAACCCAUUGAACAACAGCCCAUCAUGGUGAAUUUGGAAUCGGGCAAUGGUAGUGGUGGACAGGAGAAUAAAAAUGUACAACGAAGGAAGGCCAUCAUCACUUUUCUGUUUCAAAAAACAUCGAUAUGGGCCAUCAUUACUCUCGGAAUUUGUUGUGUGUUUGGGUUGAUUUCCAUUAUAUUGGGAGGAAUUGCGGACAACUCGAUAGAUUUAACGGAAUUAACAGUAGCUGUUCCAUGUUUGAUUCAAACACAUCGAAUGAAUUGUACGAAUGAUUGUAUCAAUAAUGGUUUGGACAUUGUUCCAAGUAAUACGACCAUUUCAAAUUGCAGAACUUUUUGUAAAUCACAAGUACUUGUGAUGUUACCUUCUUCAUUUAAUACGACAACGAGCAGAUUGAAUCAAACAAGAAUUACAUUGCCAUAUGCAAUGUCAACCACGUAUUUUAAUUAUGCUGUAGGAACAACUACAAAAUGUUUCAUUAAUCCAUACACCAUUGAUCAAAAUGAUGCAAAUACGGCCUUUGCUUAUACCAUAGGGCCAAGGUUAGGCAUGAGAGUUGCUGCUAUUGUGUUGGGAUGUGUUGCUUUGGGGUGCUUUAUUUAUCUGGGAGUGUUUGUGGCGUUCGAGGUGUUUAAACGUUGUGCCAAGUAG
Molecule: messenger RNA, 729 nt
Organism: Naegleria fowleri
Lineage: Eukaryota; Heterolobosea; Eutetramitea; Acrasida; Naegleriidae
Exons: 1
Coding region: 1-729 (242 amino acids)
Source: RefSeq, a predicted model, not a curated record